CACAAGCUUCCUUGCACGUCCGCCCUCCUCCCCUGCCAGAUCGGGCGACACAAAAAACAAGCAAUGCCAAGCCCGGGGCGGGCUGGUCUUGGCAUCCGGGGGUCAGUUGCUUGUAUGCAUCAAGGUAACUACAUCCAGUAUACAGUACCUACGUUCGCCUACGUAUCUCUCUGCCCGGCUUGGCUUGCAGGCACGCGCGAUAGCCAGGCACGUCAACUGCCGGACGAUCAGGCAAGGGGGAACUUGUGCAAGACCCUGCAAAAUGCCAGCCGGGCAUGAAACGGCCAGCCUGGGACCAGGGCCCAGAAGGCCUCGUCACCCUGAAUGUCGCUGGCAUUAUCACCUACCUACCUACCUGCUCGUCUCUGAAUCGGCGGUCAGGGAUGGCCUCCCGGGCCUGAGCCGGAAAUAAAGUUCAAGAUGAUCAAGGUUACGAGCCCACCACCCCAAGGCCCACACGGACCAGUCCUCCACCCGACUGCGCGACUUAGCAGCUGGGCACCUGGGCCAGGCCGGCACUGCAUGGCCACCUAGCCUGGCGUUUGCAUGAUCUCGAGAAAAGGGGUGAGGCUUGCGUCACCUCUUCUCUAGCGCCGCCGACUGACGGCCUGCUCCAGCGCUCCCUGGCGCGGGGGUGAGGGGCUCCAGACGCAUGAUGGCGGCAAAGAGGAAGCCGGAUGGAGCGGGUCGAGGAGCGACAUGGGAUGCCCCAAAGCCCAUCGGGCGGCGUACACGGAUGGCAUGUGAGAUGGAUGGGAUAAUGGCUAUGAGACGGGCAGCUCUCUGUAUCCUGUUGUAUAUAUUUGGUGCCCCUUCCCGCUCGCUCCCGCCUUUCUCCCUCCAGUGUCUUCAGCCCAUCAUCCAAACUCUAUCGUACCAGGCCAGUUCCUCUCAUCCCAUCCAGCCCAACGCAGGUCGUUCUUCACCACCUUUCACAAAAGACGCAAACAUGUUUGGAUUCGACGAGGCCAAGGAGCACCGCGACGCCGUCUACGGCGACCAGGCCCACGAGUCCAAGCUGUCGCACGAGAUGAUCGCCGGCGGCGCCGCCUUCGAGGCCAUGCACCUGUGGGAGAAGAAGCAGCGCGAAUCGGGCCAGCCCGUCGAGCACGGGCUCGCAAAGGAGCUGCUGGCUGCCGCCGCCGGCUUCGAGGUCGACAAGCUGGCAGAGACCAAGGGGCUCGACUUCAUCGACCGCGAGCGCGCAAAGCACGACGCCAGGAAGCAGGCCGAGCACAUGUACGACCAGCAGUACGGCAACAUGGACCGCUACGACCCCAACGAGUGCAGGCCGCACGAGUCGAUGCAGUGGUAGAGGGUGAGUUGCAAGGGGAUAUAGAGGAGGGUACGAUGUUGCCAUGCGGCCCAAACAGAACUCGUCAGCGAGUGACAGGAAUUGAAUGUUUUGGAACCUAGGUAGCUACCCCAUGCAUUCGCUACCAAGCGCUUCCAAUCAAGCAGCUCCGCCCUGCUUUUUGACAUAGUCGUCGUUGGCCUUCUUCUGCUUUUCCCAGUCCUUGCGUAGUUUCUUCAGCGCCGACUUGGUCACCUCGC
Gaeumannomyces tritici R3-111a-1 is the source of this 1554-nucleotide messenger RNA. RefSeq lists its product as hypothetical. Lineage: Eukaryota; Fungi; Ascomycota; Sordariomycetes; Magnaporthales; Magnaporthaceae. The record is from RefSeq and is a predicted model, not a curated record. The coding region runs from base 653 to 1315 and encodes 220 amino acids. The transcript has 3 exons.